UUCUCACACACGGUCAAAUCUUUCAGUAAGAGGGAAUAUAGUGAGCUAGAUUGCAAACUCUGAGUAGUUUGUUAGGUGGACAGUGUUGCACAAUUAUCAGGUUUAGUAAACUGCAGUUGUGUUAUGGCCUCCGAUUUUCAAGAUAAUGAGUCAGAUGUACGUUACAAGCUUGGUGUAGAGCAGUCUCCCAGGAGGAGUCAAGAUGAAGACUUGGACAGUGAUUUGGAUGUGUGCCUACUUGAUGAUGUGUCUUCAGACACCAGAAAGAACAUGUCUGACGUGCCGGAUGAAGAUCUGAGCGAUGACCUUUUGCAAAGUGAUGAGGAGGAGCAAAUUAUGAGCUACCAUGAUACAGUAGACAGCAGCCAAAUUACCAGUCAUCUAAAGACACCAUGUAACUCCCAAGAAGAAAUCGUUAGAGAAACCAUCAGAGAAUCUCCCCUCUCGCCAGAGAAAGAGACAGUGGUUGACCUCAAGGGGCGUCAAGGACCACAAGGUAAGAAUAUCUCUGGUCAAGAUGGGAAGAGGGUCCGCAGCUGCACUGCUGGUGUCACAGAGGCCGAAGAGCUAGGAAGCUCCGCCGGAGACCAGGAGAGCGAGGAUGAGGCCGUGGACGUGGAAAUCAAUGAACCGUUCGAUGAUGAAUUUCAAGUCAUCGAGAUCAAAGAGCAUUCUGACCUUGAGGCAUCCCUCAUAACUGAAACCACAAAGGAGUGCUGGGAGGAGGAGGAGGAGGAAUCCAAUGAGGAGGAGGACGAUGAUGAUGAGCAGCCCUGUCAUUCCCGUUUUAAGAGUGAAAGGAAGGAGGGCAUGAUGGUGGUGCGCUUGUCAGAUGGAGCCCGUCACAGAAGAAACAUCCCAGACACGUUAGAGCUUUCAGGGGAGAUAAACGCAGCUCUAAAGGAUUGUAAAACUGGAGCCAAGCAGCCUGCGAACCGGCCCGCUGCCUCUGACGCUGCCUGGGGAAGAGGAGGUGCUGGAGGCAGAGAGCAGUCCUCUAGAAUGGAAGUGAGAGGAAAUCAGAGGGGUUUUGAGGCAAGACCUCCGCACCCAACCCAGCGCCCAAGUGUGCAGCCACCACCACCACCACCGCCACCGAGCUAUCAACGCCCCAGGCCCCCUCAGCAGCGAUUCUUCAACCAGCCACCGAGCUUCGCCCAGCCAAGUCAUCAGGUGCCCUUGAUGUCUGCACAAAGCCAGGCCAAGCCUGCUGUGGCUCCCCAGUGCCUCUCUGGAGCCGCUGCAUCGGGGCCGCCUCGCUUCCCCCAGCCCCCGGGAUCCCAGCAUGCCGAGCCCUGGAGGGGACAGGCUCCCCCAAAGGAGCGGAGCUGCAGCGAGCCCCAGGUCCCUGGACAGCAUAUGCUUGAUCAGUGGCGCUGCCCUCGUCCACUGGACUGUAAUCCCAGGUUCCCUCUCCAGGCUUGCAAGCGGCCACCACCCCCAUCCCCACCAAGGCCCAGGACUGAGCCAUGGCCACAGCAGGGCCAAGGGCUGGAGCUGGAGCUGGAGCUGGAGCCGGGGCCUGGGAGAGAACAGGAGAUAACGGCAGGGAUGGAGCAGCCACCGGGAGGUCGCAGGGAGCCCCUGAAGUCCUGGUUACCUCUACCUCCUCCCCAUAAGGUGCCGGUUGUGUUUAACUCAGGGCCACACCUCUCCAGGCCCCUCCUGCUCCAGGGUCAGCCGUCGCCUCGGCCCUGCACCCCCACCACAGACCAGCCUCCAGCCACUCCCUGUGUGUCCGUACAUCCAGCCAGGUCUAAGGUCUCUCCUAGCUUUACUAUGGUAACUGCUCCUGCUCCUGCUGAAGCUGCACCUACCCAGCCCCAACCCCAACCCCAACCCGAACCCCAGCCCCAAGCCCAGAGGCAACCCCGUCCGCACUUCCCCGGCCUCUCAGGGACAGGGCCUCCCGAGCACGUCCGCAAGGACGUCUCCCGGCCGACUCCGGCACCGGCCGCGCAGGUGAGGCCCAUCAGCAGGGCCGAGCAGAGCGCCAAGCCCGUGGUGGUUGCCAGGGGAGUGCCCGCCACGGCCAUGCCAGCGCAGCGUGCCAAGGCCGAGCCGGCUGCCAGCGCCGCUCCGGAGCCCAGGGCUCCGACGAGGAAUGUGGGUCAGAAGGUCAAGGAGGAGCCUCCGUCUCCAGCCCUCCGCGCCCAGAGAGCGCCGGCCAAGGCCUGUGUGCAGGCGAAGGAGGAGGAGGACGAGGAGACGCGGGUGUACAGAGAAAAGAUGGAGGAGCAGAAACGGAAGAGGGCGGAGGUUGUCCGUCAGAAGGAGCUGCGGAGGCAGCAGCAGGCUAAGGAGACGCAAAGGGCCCUGCAGGAGCAUAGAAUCAGCCAGAGCCAGGUGGACCAGCAGCGGUGGCCCAGGGGCCAGGGCCCUCGGUGGGGCCAGGGAUGGGGAGCGCACCCUUACCAGCAAGGCCAGAGAGAGGGUCCUCCGUGGCAGUUUGACACUAGGGAUACCUUUUUCCAGGGACCAGGCAACAUGGGACCAGCUCACUUCAGAGAGGAACAGCAAGAUGAACAAUUCCCAAGAGGACCAAGCUCUUUCCACCAUAGCCAGAGAGGGCCGCCACGGAGCUGGACUGACCGUCUGCAGGAACUAGGACCCCAAAAUCCCCUGCAGCAGAGUCAGCAAAGGCAGUCAUGGGAAAUCCAGCACCACAUGCAGCACCAGAACCAACCACACGCAAGGUUCACGCCCGGGAACUUCUCCUCAGACAUGGGUCCUCGUAGCAUCCAUGGCCUCGGGUCCCACCAACCCCAAUCCCAGAUGAUGCCUCCUCCUCCUCGGUGUUUCCAGGAGCGACCAAGCUCAGCGGAGCCUCCGUCGGACAGGUUCACCUCAGGCCCGUGGCCCCGUCUGGCUCCUGACGAGCAGAGCUGGUUCCAGCAGCCCCCAGAGGUCUGGAGUCCCCCGGGGGAGUGGGGGCCCCAGACGCUGCAGCAGACGUGGGUGAGGCUGGAGGAGCAGGGCCCCCCGGAGCCCAUCAGGCCCACGCUGAAGAGGGUUUUUGCACAAAUGGGAGACGGUGAGGAUGAGGUGCAAUCUCCGGUGAAGGUGAUCCGGCAGAUCAUUCAGCACGUCAGAGCGGAGGAAGAGCACAGUGCGCAGUGUUUCAGCACCAGGGAUGAUGUGGUGAAACAUGAGGACAACCGUAAUGUGACCAGGCUCAUCACCGUGGGAAGGUCUCUGCAACCUCGGCCUGCUGAGAUGCUGAACAUGGAUAUGGAUGACGGGGGAGGUUUUGUCUGUGCGACGCAUGAGCGCACUGGAUUGUGCAGACGGUGCACAAAUUCACUGCCAAACUCCAACUUGAUAGUGAAGAUCAACUAUUGAAAUAAGCGAGUCGCGUGAGACAAAGGCCUAUUGAAGUCUCAUUUAUGCAAAGCCUCAGAGGCUAUUAUUAUGUUAGAAUUUUGUCUCAUAUUUCUGGAAAUACCUUGCUGCAGUUGUUUGAGGUUCAAAAAUAUCUAUUAAGUUGUAUAUGUUGAAGAAUCAGAGGAGGAUAUCUUGUGUUUGGAGGGAAAUGCUGUUAAACUGGACAUACAUGUAUGUUGAGUCUGUUCUGUCCAUUUUGUGUUAUCCUUGUUUUAUGUUUUAUGUUUAAGUAUUAAUGGCUUGACUAUGUUUUUGUUUUAGGAGGUAAAAAAAAACUAAUGGAAAUUGUAUGUCCUUCUGUAUAGAUGGCACUUUUACAUGUCAGUGUUUUUUUAUUUUUGGGAACUCAGUUUCCCUCAUGUUUGUAUUUGGAUCUCAUUAAAACAUGCAGGGCAUCCCUUACUCUUC
Molecule: messenger RNA, 3792 nt
Organism: Clupea harengus (Atlantic herring)
Lineage: Eukaryota; Metazoa; Chordata; Actinopteri; Clupeiformes; Clupeidae
Gene: rbm33b
Product: RNA binding motif protein 33b
Molecular function (GO): RNA binding
Source: RefSeq, a predicted model, not a curated record